This is a messenger RNA of Ziziphus jujuba (common jujube), 1352 nucleotides long. Its product is annotated as stem-specific protein TSJT1. The transcript is spliced from 4 exons. Lineage: Eukaryota; Viridiplantae; Streptophyta; Magnoliopsida; Rosales; Rhamnaceae. Bases 231 to 998 code for a protein of 255 amino acids. The record is from RefSeq and is a predicted model, not a curated record.
ACCUUAACACAUUACACGUAGACUCCAAGUAAGCCUUUGAGCUGCCACAUGCAUAGUCCAAAGCAACACUUAAGUCAGCAAACUUCAUCCUUCAGUUACAAAGACUUUUUAAAGAUAAGCAUGUCUUCGGCCUUUACCAAAUAGUGUGUGUGUGUGUGUGUUUGUAUAAAAAACCAGCUUUAAUUUCUUCACCAUCUUGGGAUUCUUGGAGGUUUAAUUUGCUUGAAAAAAUGUUAGCAGUUUUUGAGAAAUCAAUUGGGAAACCACCGGAAGAGCUGAGGCUUCCUUCAGUAGGUUUUGGGAAUUCCAAGAGUAGCAGCAGGGAAGAAAUAUUGAAGAGUUUCAGAGCAUCUUGGCCUGAGUCAUCUGUAUACAACCUUUCAAAUGGGAAUUUCAUGGCCUUGUCUAGAGAGAAUGAUGCUUAUUCACCACCAAGGUCUAUCAUUGUCAUGGAGGAUGUAUUUUGCAUUUUCAUUGGGACUUUGGAGAACACCAGUGAACUUAGACGCCAUUAUGGACUUUCAAGACUUGCAACAGAAGCCAUGGUUGUGAUUGAAGCCUAUAAGGUCCUAAGAGAUCGAGCACCCUACCCACCUGACCAAGUCAUUAAAGAUCUCCAUGGAAAAUUUGCAUUCAUUCUAUUUGAUGUUAGAAAUUCUACCCUUUUUAUAGCCAGGGACCGUGAUGGAAGCAUUGAACUCCAAUGGGGAAUGGCUGGUGAUGGGUCCUUAGUCUGCUCCAACAAUCCCAACAUUAUUAGAGAGGCUUGUGGAAAAUCUUGUUCACCUUUUCCUGCAGGCUGCAUGUUCACAAAUGGAAGUGGGCUGAUUAGCUUUGUUCAUCCACUGCAUAAGGUAAAAGCGAUUGCACGUGAAGAUGAUAACGGAGAUGUAUGUGGAGUCUUUUUUCAGGUUGACUUGUACACAAGAAUCCCAAGCAUUCCACGCACUGGCAGUGCAUCGAAUUGGGCAGAUUCAACUGUAGUUGAGACAGAAUAAAGAAGACCAGAUAACCAGAAACUCUCCUACUGCAGAGAAAAAUGGAUUGUUUGUGUGUAAGUUGUCAUGUCGGUUGGUAUGUGUAUACUCCUUCAGAGUAAAAUAGUUUUCAAUUUCAAAAAAAAAAAAAAAAAAAAAAGAAGCCAUGGAAGUUCUUGAUAUGUAAUUUAUGCUUCUGUUUUGAUGUUUGGAAUAUGGUCUGUUUUGGAAAUUAGUAGUCGAUCUCUUUCCCUUUCUUUUUUCUUAUAGAGAUACUAAAGCCGAGGUUCAAACCCAGUACAUUGUAUUUUCACUGAAUACUAAAAAUACCAAUUAAGAAUAUCUUGCUAAAUUUCCUGGCUAGUCAGGGAUUUA